AUGCUGCUUGCACUCAUCGCGUCUCUCGCAGUCCCGGCCUUCGUUGCGGCGCAAGGCAGCGGCGGCUUCAUGACCAACUGCACUUGGCAGGGCGCCCAGUUCGACACACAGCGAGGUCUCCUCGCGAUGUACUGCAACAACGACGACUGGGCAGCGUAUGACUAUGACUGGGCCACGUUGGACACCAACUUGUGCUUCAUCAACAACGGCGGCAAGCUCAGUGCUGUUGAAGAAGGCGGCUACUUCGACACCUGCGACCUCUGUGAUGUGGACAAGGGCGUGACCAAGACCGAGUUCAUGCUCACAUGCCACUGCUGGAGCUCUGAUGGCGUGUUCAAGGAGUCGUCUGUGGAUCUGAGAACUUUGAAGGCUACAGACUUAAUGAGCAACCACGUAGGACAGCUGGAACCAUGGCACGGCCAGGAAUUCGACCAGACUUGUUCACUGCCAGCGAACGCAAGAUUAUGGAUCUGA
Molecule: messenger RNA, 474 nt
Organism: Microdochium trichocladiopsis
Lineage: Eukaryota; Fungi; Ascomycota; Sordariomycetes; Xylariales; Microdochiaceae
Exons: 4
Coding region: 1-474 (157 amino acids)
Source: RefSeq, a predicted model, not a curated record